AUGGACUCGACAGACGGAAUCGAGAAACUCCUUAUGAUGGAAAUGGAGAAUGAAAUUGAGAAAAAUAAGGCUAGUCGUGAAGGUUCUUGCAGGAUAAAAACCACAUUGCCUCCUCCGUUUGAGAUUUCCCCCAUGGAUGAGCGCCUCGCUCAGAGGGAGGAGGACGCUAUUCAGAAGGACAUUGAGAGAAGGCUAAGAGAGAAGCAGCAGACGCGGGCUAUGCGCGAGGUGGCAACCUCUUUUGGUAACACACCAAAAGACGACUCUUUAAGUGCUCUUGUGGGCGAUGCCACUAUUCGAAAGAACGGUGAUAUGGUAAAUCUAAAGAAUAUACAAGACCAGCGUGAUGCUGAAGAAGUUGCCCGGCAGGAGGCUGAAGAGCGUGCUCGAAAGGAGGCUGCAGAGCGUACCCGGAAGGAGGCUGAAGAGCGUGCCCGGAAGGAGGCUGAAGAGCGUGCCCGGCAGGAGGCUGAAGAGCGUGCCCGGAAGGAAGCUGAAGAGCGUGCCCGGAAGGAGGCUGAAGAGCGUGCCCGGCAGGAGGCUGAAGAGCGUGCCCGGGAGGAGGCUGCAGAGCGUACCCGACGUGAGGCUGUGCAGCGACAGUGUGAGGCUGAAGAGCGUGCCCGGAAGGAGACGGAAGAGCAUCAGCGUGUGGUGGAUGAGCGUGCCCCGCCGGAAGGUAUUAAUGAAAAGAUUAGCGCUCCACGAAUCCAUUCGUUGCAAGUUGUAGAUGACACGGCUGUGAAAGGGACACGGGAAGACGUGGGCCUGCAGUCAGAAAGAGGUACGAUUCAGCGUCAUGUAGCUAAUGUUGAUGCUUCAUCGGGUGAAGAGGGUGCUGACGGGAGCGGUGACGAAAACAUGCUACCCGAAGGUGUUGCUCGGCGCUCCACUGAGUCGUCGGAUGGCGAUGACAAUAGGGUCACCACUAGUGCCGACGAGUACGAGACCCUGUCGGAUGCGAGUCGUGUCUCUAUCAGUGUGGCGUUGAACACCCAAAACGACAACGGCAUCCUCAGUGGUGGGGCGGAUGAGUUGCCGGAUUCUAUGUUUGUCGAGCCCCCCCCUCAUGAGGACUUUGAGGCGUACGAGUCGCGAGAGCUCCAGCGUUUGGGUCUUGCCGAAGCGGAUGUGCGGUGCCGACGCAUUGAGUGUCACCAGUACGAGACGAUGCGCGAGCCCGGCCGCUGUCUGUACCCGCCGGCAGAGGAGCGUGAGGGAGACCUCUCCGCCGCGAGCAUACAGCUGGGCUUCUUCCGCUCCAAGCAGGUGAUCAUCACCAGCACAGUGCCGCACCAAAGACGGGUGGCGGAGCGUGAACGGCACGGUGAACCCGGUCGUCGUCUGUUGAGCACGAUGCACUGUUUCUUUGAGAACGAGUUGGCACAGGAUCCCUCCGUGACGUUUGACGACGAGGACCUGCCACACAACGCGCGGUCUGAGUGCCUUAUAGCGGAGGAGGAACUUUCCGUCAAAGAGACGAAUGAGGUAGUGAACCGGGCCCUGUCAAGGAUCUCAUUUGGAGAUCCUAUUCAAGUCUGGGAACAUGCCUGCGACCGCUCGUUUGACCUUCUCAACACUGGAGGGGAUAAGAAACAGCGGACAACCUACACGUGUGGCCCAACAGCGAACAGCAUCUGGGCCAGCGAAAUUGAGACGAAAAAACCGACCGCUGCUGUGAAGGUGUUCUCUGGUGGUGUCCCAUUGCGGGUCGAGUGCAAAAAGAUCGGCGGCCCUAUGGUAGAUAUUCACGGUAGUGACGUCGAUCCGGUCGUUGUGGCUGCAACAUUCUACAGUAUAACGUCCAGCAGCAAAGCUAAAGUAUCUGAAACAUUCUUCUUCGACUCUGCAGUUGAUAUAUUCUAUCCACACAAGGAGCGCAAGCCACUGAACCGGGAGAAUCGGGUCGUAACCUUUAUACCGCAUGAGUUUCUUAGUUCGCUCCACCUUGCAGUACGUGUGUACCGCCCCGCCAGUGAAGACUACGACAACUAUGUUGACCUCUACACGAGGCCGGACCGAUACAAAAAUCAGCACAUUGUGCCGAUGAAGCAGGAGACACAGUUGCUUGCGAUGACGUCGGACACACUUGAAGAGCUGGGAUGGGGCAUCGUUCGGUGCUGUGAAGGAGGCAAGCUUCCUGAAACUCUUGAACUGAAGAAGUUGUAUCGGAAAGCUGUCGAUGACGCCCACCUCUACGCUUUAUUGGAUGAUGAGCGCUCGAGGAACGCACUGCGGAGUGUCCCCUUCGAGGUGACCUUCGCCCUCUCAGACUGCACGACGCAUGAGGUAGCGUUCCCAUCAGAGCACGCCGCUCCCCACCCAGAGGAGAACGAGACAGCUGUGAGUCUGCUCAACCCCGACGUGCCGGGGGCGCGAGCUGAGACAUACAGGUAUGUUCCCUGUGCCAUCCCGAUUCUUAACUCCGGUUUCUUCCAUGCUUACCACAACGUGUACUACUUUCAGCUGAGUAAGGUGAAGGUUUUGAACACGGGCGUUCUUCGCAAGGUGCCGAACACGCACCGCACUUAUGUGAUGCAGAUAUGCGUGAAGGACCAGGACGUUUCAUUGGGUGAGGAGGGACUACCAGUGAUAUAUGGUCGCCGAUUAUCUGGUCAGACGCUUGAAACCUCUGCGUGGAGUUCGACGGUCCACAACUGUUCUGAUUUCGAGCUGAGUGAUGAGAUCAAGAUACAACUUCCCCUUUACCUGACGGACAAACUGCACAUAUUCAUCACGCUUUAUGCCUCGUACCAGAAGAAAAAUCCCCCGACAGCGGGCCAGCAGAGACUCUACAAGGUCGGGUACGCCGCAUUCCCCAUCUCCCGCAACGGUGUUCUGCAGGUAAAACAGGGUUGGGGCAUCAAUUUCGUUUCCGUUGAUCAGGCGGUGGUGAUUGCCGCUGGUGGAUAUCUUUCCAAGUUUCCAGAGGCUCCGUCGGCUGCUCUCCUCAAUAACGGUCUCCCUGUUCUGCAUGCGGCCACACAGACGCGCACGUCUGUCCAUGCCUCAAACAGGAUUGUCGCCACCGUGCUCAGAAUUGCACCAGUUACGUUGAAAGUCGUCUCACAGAACGACGAUGUGCUCGCAUCCUCAGGAAAGCUGGGCGCCGCUGAAAGCAAAGCUGAUGAUGAUAUCCAGAACAAAGUGAUUGCUUUGAUGCGACAGCUGCCGCUCGCUGAAAUCCUCGCCUUUUAUCCGUUUCUUUCCUCCUUCAGCCUUGCGCUCGUCAGCUCACCGUCAAAGAAGGUGAGCUUGGAUUGUCGCACGGCCGCGUUGGAUGUGCUUGUGGAUAUGAUGUUCAAAGUUCAGCAAUACGAUAUGACAGCGCGCUCAUCAAGACGGCGUCAGGGGCCGCAGACAACGCCGAUGCAGACAAAGACUUCUGUGACGAUGAUCUUGUAUCACCACCUGACAAAUAACGUGCUGUACAACGGCCAACGUUAUCGUCUGUAUGCCGGUGUGGCGGAGGCAUGGCUGAAGCUGCUUGCAAUUGCAAGAAAUGAUCCGGCUACAAGGCCGCCAGAUACGGCCGCGGAUAACUCGAAGGGGGGAAAACAGCAACGUAGCAUUAAAAAACAGAUGGCGGAUUUAUCUGGGUUUUUGUUUGAUGUGAUUUUGCGGUCUGUUUACCUCUGGGCCUUGGAAAACCCUAGAGUGUCUCGCGCGCAGCUAUUUGACCCAAGCCUCUAUACCCUUCUGGGCAAACUAUGCACGGAGGUUCUAGACGUCCUUGGCGGUUUUGCCAGCAGUGGCGUCUUGGUGCAUCGGGUUGCUCUUUUUGUACGCAAUCUUGGAAAUUACUGUGACCGCGGCCAAAUGCUUCACAUAUACCAAUGUGUUGUAAAGUUCCUUGAAGAACGUGGGGACAUGGAAAGUUUGUGUGCGUUUCUGAGGGUUACCUUGGAGGAUCCAGACGCUAUCACCUUGAUGCUGCCAUCUUCCGCCCACGCGAAGCCGGUGUUUUUGACAAGCAUAUUCGUCGAUGCACUUUCACACCUGGUGGUGCACAGGGAUCGUGACACACGAGCUGGAGCGGUAUCUGUGCUGUACGUAUUUCUCUGCAGCCUUGCAAACAGCCCACGUAUUCCUGCUUCAAGCCUAAGGUGGCUGGCCUCCCAGCUCCUCGUAUUGUUACGCUUUGUCUCAUUACAGUGGAAGACGUAUGUGCAGUUUCAUGAAAAGCUGGACGCUCCUGUUGCUUUAAAUGACAAGCGCCAGCUCGUUGUAUCUAUGAUGUGGAUCGUGUACUAUUGUCCGCGUGAGGUGAUACGCCAAUGGCUUCUGAAUGAGGACAACGACAAGGCACUCGCCGGCUUUAUGAGUCUUGUGGCGGACACGCAGUCUCUUCUACGCUAUAGCGCAGGUGCGGACAAGGUAGACCCGCGAGUAAGGAAGUCCCAAGACACCGAACUAAGGGAGUGGGAUGCGCGUAUGUCGACCUUCGCGUCGGCCAUCGGUUCGCGGAUCUGCAGCAUUUUACUCGAGGAUAUCCCACAUGUUUUGCAGACCGUGCGAAAGGAGAAGGCAAAUGUUGCGGUUUUUCCCUUUUUCGUUAUGCUGGAGAGCUUAGUGCAUCUCGGUAACUCUACCAUUGCCCUUCAGAUUGGCUCAGGUGCCUUUUUCGAGGUGAUAUGCUCGCUCUUUCCGGAGAUUAUCAGCCGGACGGCACGGAUGGGCAACGGCAUGGUGCUUCUGACGUUCCGCCUGAUGAGCAGCUGCUGUCAGCACGUGCGGUCUAUCGCAGGACGGGCGUUUCUGCUAAUGAGCCAGUCCUACUUCACGUGGACCAAGUCCCUCGCACGGAUGAAGUCCCUGACGGCAAAUGCGUUAGUCUCCGUGGCAGAGUCGAAGGCACGAAAUCUUCGUCUCGCAGGUCGCUUCAUUGAGUUUCAGUUCGACGACCUCUUUGAAAAGGUGCGAUGCGAGGAGGAGCAUUUUGUACCCCCGUCGCCGUCGUACUUCUCCCGUUACGAGAGCGACGCCCACCAAACAGGUGGUGACGCCGGCGUGCAAUACCGCUACCGCGUCGAGCCGCAGUUUCUCUCGGUGCAGCGGCGUAUUUCGGUAUCGCAUUACCUCUUAGAGGGUGAGGGUAAAGAGAGUAAUAAGAAGAGGACAAGCGUCAUGGGUGGUGUGGAUGGCAAUGAAGCCAAGCCACCACGCUUCUCCGAGGAGUUUGCAGCCAUGUCGGAGUCAGCACUCAGUCUCUUACGUGAUGUUCUGCGUCUUCAGGUUGAUACCUCGAUGCAGUUCAAAGAGGCGAAGGUGUUCGCGUGCUUCGAGGUGGUACGAAAUUUCCUUCGGCAAAACGCGCUGCGCGAGGUGUUGAAAUGGCUCCACCGCCUCCACGAUACCCACAAGACAAAUGGCAACAUGGCAGAGGCUGGGAUGGUGCUAUUCUUCAUUGGGGCGUUGUGCUUCCGCGUGACGGAGUUGUUCUACUUUCUCAAGGGUAAGGAUUCACGUGGGGCGCGUAUGCCCUUUGGUCUGCUGACGUAUGUGUUCUGGCACGACUACGUGCGUGUGCUUCCUGAGGUGGAUGUUCUGUUGCCCGUGGAUACUGUGCACGCCAUUGUAUCGGAGCUUUACGUCUGCCCAGAUGAGCCGUGUUUCACCGUGGAAGGGCAAGUCAAGACACUAAAGGAGGCCGCCGAACAUCUCGACAAGGACAACUACUACGAGUUUUCUCUUGGCGCCAUUUCUAUUGUGGACAAGUACCUUCGUGCGAUUGGCGACUUCAAGGGAGCGGCGGCAGUACACACAGCGAUGGGGACGUGGUGCACAGCUAUUGCACAGCACGGCAAGCGAAGCAAUCACCGUUACUUUUUGCUCUGGGCCCGAAUGGAGCGGCUGGAGCCACAAAAGACGCGGCGCGAGCUGCAGGAGGAGGACACGAUGCUAGGCGAGCGGCCACGUGGGCUCCCAGGAGGGCGCGCCAUCAAGCGUGUGUACAAGAUGCAACCUGGCACCACGCUGAAGGAGUUCAAGGACUACAGCAAGGCGUUUGUCGCCUCACUCUUCGAGGACACAAGCCUCGUCGUUGUGACAGACGAGUUGACGGAGACACUCCCGGCGCUCCCGGAGCCGUCGUCGAGGAAGAAGCGCGUUGCUGCGUUGCACCAGGCACCGAACCACUGCUGGGUCACUGUCUGCGAGGUGCUUGCGAGCUUUGCGAAGGGUGGGCCCGUGCCACCGGAAGGCUUUGACAAGACCAUGCACCUAAGAAAAUUCGAGAAUGUCAUGUACAUCCGCGCCAAAGCGGAGACGACCGGAAAGAAAUCGAUUGACUUGAUGAGCCAACGCAUGUUUGUCAAUAGAUACGAACUGGAUCGCGCGUUCCCUUCCACGACGAGCGCCAUUGACGUGAGCAAUAUGAACACGAUGCUCCUCGAUCCAUUUGAGACGGCGAAGGAAACGCUCAACAACAGCAUGGACAGCAUCAAGCUGGCGCCAGAGAACGACGCGCUCAUCAUCGUCUUGCGGGAGGCACUUUCGCCAAUGGGGGUCACGCCACCGGGCGCAUACGUGAAGGAGGUGAUUUCCACCAUGACCACCCACACAGAUGUUAUUGGCACUGUGAAGGCACUGAGUGCGCUGGCGCGGGGGAAGCUGCUGGUGUGUGAGAAACUCGAUGCGCCGGCGAAGCAUCCGGACGAGUACGCGCUUGUCCUGAAGGCUGUGACUGACAUCGAGUGCCUUCUCAUCGCCCUUGUGGAUGCGCCGUACGACGACGUUGAUAACGAAUAG
Trypanosoma grayi is the source of this 6750-nucleotide messenger RNA. RefSeq names its product putative membrane associated protein. The coding region runs from base 1 to 6750 and encodes 2249 amino acids. The record is from RefSeq and is a predicted model, not a curated record. The transcript has a single exon. NCBI's taxonomy places the organism in Eukaryota, Euglenozoa, Kinetoplastea, Trypanosomatida, Trypanosomatidae.